AUGGGUGGUAUUGAAAUUGAAAUCCGUCGAGCAAAGAAAAAAACACCUGUACGAUCAGCAUCUGUUACUUAUCGACAGAAUAAUCAUAAUAAAAAAACUAAAGCAGAGGAAAAAUUGAAAUUAUCACAACCACCAUAUUGGGAUUAUUCAAUGUUAUAUGGACCCAAUAUGUGGUCUCGAAUAUUUCCUCAAUUACAACGUAAAAAAUUUCAAUCUCCAAUACAAAUCUAUACUGAUCUAUGUGAAUAUGAACCUGUACUUGCUCGACAUCCCUUUAUAUUUGAGACUGAUGAAAAUUGUUGUCAAACACUUGAAAAUACUGGUCAUUCAUUUCAAGUAUCCGGUCAAGGUUAUAGUUAUAUCACCGGAGGUCCUGUACUUGAUGAAUAUCAAUUUUUACAAUUUCAUAUGCAUUGGGGAGCAAAUGAUAAUGAAGGUUCAGAACAUGUCAUCGAUGGUGUUCGUCUACCGGCUGAAUUACAUAUUGUGACAUGGAAUACAAAUCAAUAUAGAACUCCACAAGAAGCUAUGGCAUCUGAACAAUUUGGUGGUUUACUGGUAUUUGCUAUUUUAAUAAAAAUUAUACCAAGUGAUAAUUCAGAUAUUGGUAAAUUAUUUGAUCAUUUAUCAAAGAUUUCACAUAAAGGAGAAAAAAGAAAUCUUGAUCAUAAUAUUGUUUCAUUGAGAAAUUUAAUGCCUAAGAAAAUGCAAAAUUAUUAUACAUACGAUGGUUCAUUAACAACCCCAAUGUGUUAUGAAAGUGUACGUUGGGUAGUUUUUCGAGAUAGAAUGGGUAUUUCAAAACGUCAACUGGGUCAAUUACAUCAAUUGAAAUAUACAUGUAAAACUGACAAAACAACUAAUGGAUAUAUUACUAGAAAUUUCCGACCAUUAAUGCCACUCAACGGACGUAUGGUUUAUCGUUCAUUUGCUUAG
Messenger RNA from Rotaria sp. Silwood2, 936 nucleotides. The record is from the annotation of a GenBank genome assembly. Lineage: Eukaryota; Metazoa; Rotifera; Eurotatoria; Philodinida; Philodinidae.